GUGAUAGAUUUCGGUUCCAGUUGCUACGAGAAUCAACGGGUAUACACUUACAUUCAGAGUCGCUUCUACCGAGCACCAGAAGUGAUAUUAGGCGCAAGAUAUGGGAUGCCGAUCGACAUGUGGAGCCUCGGCUGCAUUCUGGCAGAAUUGUUCACCGGUUUUCCACUGUUACCAGGCGAAGACGAGGCAGACCAACUGGCGUGCAUCAUCGAAAUGCUAGGCAUGCCGCCACAACGAUUGCUGCAAAACUCGAAACGGUCGCGUCAGUUCAUCAGCUCGAAGGGCUACCCGAAGUACUGCACCGCGACGGCAAUGCCGGACGGUACGACAGUGCUAAGCGGGGGUCUCUCGAGACGAGGGAAGCUGCGCGGCCCGCCGGGCUCGCACGAUCUCGAGCGCGCCCUGAAGGGUUGCGACGAUGUGUUGUUCCUGGACUUUCUCAGGCGUUGCCUCGUAUGGGAACCGGAAUGUCGAAUGACACCGAACAAAGCAUUAAGGCAUCCGUGGCUACGCCGUCGAUUACCGAGGCCACCGGGCGACAAGAACGACACGCUACCGGCGGUGACAUCGGCGCAACCCGCGACCACCGGCGGCGGUCCCACUCUGAGAACAUCCGCAUCCGGCAGCAGGAGUUCCAGCAAGACUAACAGUCUACAGAGUAGCAAUAACACCAGCGACGACAUCUCGACGAGUAAAACAACGGGUCAGACGAGAGGGAACCGUUUAGUAGAGGACAUGGUGUCGGCUUACGCGGGUUACUCGUACAAUACGUCCCAAUUACACGGCGGUACUUGGGGCACAACGGGGGGAUUAAGCAGCGGCCACCAAUCACUGAACUCCAUUAGCGGGACUGGUGGCGGCGGUGGCGGUGGUGGCAGGAGCUCCUCUAGCAAGACUAACAGUUUGCAGGGCGGCAAUAACACCAGUGACGACAUCUCCGCGAAUAAGACGACAAGUCAGCAAAGGGGUAACCGUUUGGUCGAAGACGUGGUGUCCGCUUACGCGGGUUACUCGUCAGCGUACGGCGCGUCCCAGCUGCACGGCAGUACUUGGGGCACGACGGGGGGAUUGAGCAGCGGCCACCAGUCGCUCAAUUCCGUCAGUAGCAGGAGUUCCAGCAAGACGAACAAUCAGUUGCAGAGCGGUAACAAUGCGUCGAGCGGCGAUCUUUCCACGAGCAAGACCGAACGUCAGCAACAGAGAGAGCGCACAAGCGAGUUGCCGGUGACGAUCUUCGAUCCCUACCCACUCGGGUCUUACGGUUGUCUGUCCGAGUCCCAGUUGCACAGUAGUCAUCGAUCGAACCAGAGUAGCAGCCAUCAGUCGCUCAAUUCUGUCGACGGUGCGACGACCGGCAAGUCGCAACGCGCUCGUCAGACGCACCAGACGCAGCAGCAACAGCAGCAUAAUAACAAUGGCGCGUCGCACGACAGUUACGGCUCUCACGGCUCCUCGAGCAGCUCCAGCCGGUUGGUACUCUCGUUCCAGCCGGGGAUCCAGGAGAUCCUCGAGGAGUUGAGACGAUAGGUCAAGACGUGACGCCAGUCGUCCUUUUCUCCUCCCUUCGGCUCGCUCGCUCGCUCGCUGCCGUUUUAGGCAUUGCUACUGACGAGCGUUUCGUCACGAAACGGUCGCAUAACGUAAAGAUAAGGAUGAUCCGAUCUCGGUCACCUAAUAACGUGAAAUUCGGCUGUGUCUCGCUGCCUGCCGUUCGGGCGACGUCUGAGCUGCGCCGCCUCGACAUGGCGUCGAGGAAGGUUACUUGCGGUCGAAAGGGUGGGUGGCUGUCUUAUCAUCGAUCUCGGAUACUGCUGUGAUUCACGCGUCGCGUUUCUACGGUCGCCGUAGCUGAUUGUCGAUGAGGUUUGAAUCGGUUAUAAUUUGAUGAAAAGAGGCGAGAUCUAUUUUCUAUGAAAUACGCCGCUUUGCAGGUUGAAGGUAAAGCGUUCAUCUCCUAAAAUUCAAAAGCGAACGUCUAACGUUAUCGAUGGAAUUGAAGACGUUGUUCAAGAAUAAUCGUACGAGUCUAGAAAAAAAAAAGAUUGAGCGAAGGAAGGCUUAUUUUCACGGAUUUAUCACCAAUGUUAUAACUGAUUUCAUGCCUCACGCCUAGCCUAGCGUUACAAGGUCGAUUGCGUGAUAAACCUUGAUCAUACCUUCAGCCACGGCGACAUUGCCUCGCGUUGCUCUCUGGUCCGCUCGUUUCGGGAUUCAUUUCCGUUGCCAUUGCCUCCGCCGUGAAAAUAUGCGGUCGGCUUUUCAAUAAGAGACGAAUUUUUCUGCUAUGACAAUACCUUAAGAACUCUAGCAAAGCGUCAGAAAUCCGCGUAAAUAGGUAUAGAACGAUUCAACACGCGAUUGUGCAUCUUAAAACACUCGAGUCGUCGAGUCCUUUGCGGAACGUACAAUCAUGGAGUCAAAGGACUUUUUCUUCUUCUCGAAACGUGCCGGAAAUCGUGAGGACGAUCUCAACACUCGACAACGCGACUAUAUGAGCCACUCAUUCACCGCUCGGUUGUGUUUCGCCCUUUGUAAAAUUGGACUUUACAUUUUAUUCAAGAUGAACGACGAAAUAUGAAAUCCAAUUUUUCAGAUCUGUGUAACAAAUCGACUGAUUGACAAGGAUAGAAAAGGAAGUAUAGAAAAGUAUGUAAAUAUUAUUGUCAGCAUUAUCGCAAUGCACAUAAUAUGAAUCAUUUAUCCUUCCUCCGUUGGCGCGACAUAUUUUCUUCAACACAAUCGAUUUCAUCGGAGAUGAGACGACAGGCCGUGUCGGAUUAAUCGCAAACAGAAGUCAGCUGGAGUCUCAAAGGAAUCGUCUAUUGAUUUACAUUCACAUAAGUCUCGGUUCAUGAAUCAUGAUUAAUGCACGUCGAUCGUCUCUUACGAGCCGUCGACGAUGCGCGGGAGUAGUUCGAGCGACCUGGAGGUCAUUGUGCCAAGGGAAACCCGGGGAAACCGCGACGGUUCGAUAGGUCGUACAUGAUAUAGCACGUCAGAUAUAUCGUCGUGUCGCGAUGUCGCCGAUGAUGGCGGCGCAGAUAUAACGAUUCGCUCACAAUAAGCGCGAUGAAGAAGUAUACGACUGAAUAGAAUAAUUUGUCGCUGAUUUUGAAGACACUGUCGUCUCUCUGUGAUUGAAAGAAAAUAUACUGAAAUGAAUUUUUCCGUCAUCAAUACGUCCGAUUUGUUGCACACCCUUGGCAAAAACGCGGCAGCAAUUUGAAGCUCGUAAAUCGAGUCAAUUGAAUCGCUCAUGAAGAAGAACAUUGUAAAAAUGUGACGAUGCGAUCUUGUAUAGUUUGUAGCUUUUACGAAUUUUUUUUUUGUAAUUUUGUUUUGUAAAUUUUUUUGUACUGUAUGCGUUUAGAUAUGUGUUUAUAUAUAUAUUUGUUUUAAUCGAGUGGAACGGGACACGGUAUGCAAUUAUUAU
Molecule: messenger RNA, 3433 nt
Organism: Acromyrmex echinatior (Panamanian leafcutter ant)
Lineage: Eukaryota; Metazoa; Arthropoda; Insecta; Hymenoptera; Formicidae
Biological process (GO): peptidyl-serine phosphorylation; peptidyl-threonine phosphorylation
Cellular component (GO): nucleus; cytoskeleton; cytoplasm
Molecular function (GO): ATP binding; protein serine/threonine kinase activity; protein serine/threonine/tyrosine kinase activity
Source: RefSeq, a predicted model, not a curated record